Alnus glutinosa is the source of this 1337-nucleotide messenger RNA. Its product is annotated as GDSL esterase/lipase CPRD49. The record is from RefSeq and is a predicted model, not a curated record. The transcript has 6 exons. The coding region runs from base 278 to 1048 and encodes 256 amino acids. NCBI's taxonomy places the organism in Eukaryota, Viridiplantae, Streptophyta, Magnoliopsida, Fagales, Betulaceae.
CUACGUUGAUGUCAAACCUACCGAAAACAGUGUUGGAAGAAAUGGAAGUUGCCUUGUUAACAGCGAGUAGUACUGUCCUUUCUACAUGCAUGGCAAAAAUCCAAAAGGCCCAUGAUUAAUGAAGGAUAUAAAAACAGCCUCUUAUUUCCAAGCAGGAUCGGCAGCGUAUUUCAUGAAAGGCCGUUUCAGUGUAUUCCGAGGAGACGGAAAAAGCUACUAAUUUAAGGAAGGUGGUGGGUGGUGUUGGGUCUUGCUGCAGAGAGCGUUCUGGAGAGACAUGGUGGGACCAGCGAGGCCUCAGUUCGUUCUCUUCGGAUCCUCCAUAGUCCAACUCAGCUUCGGCCAUGGCGGUUGGGGUGCCACUCUCGCUGACAUCUACGCUCGCAAAGCAGACAUUUUGUCGCGAGGGUACUUUGGGUGGAACUCACGGCGUGCGCUUGAGGUCCUUGAUCAAGUUUUUCCAAAGGAUGCUGCUCUACAGCCUUCUUUGGUGAUAGUUUAUUUUGGCGGUAAUGAUUCUAUGGGGCCUCACUCAUCUGGCCUAGGCCCUCAUGUACCACUUCCUGAAUAUAUUGAGAACAUGAGAAAGAUUGCAACUCAUCUCCAGAGCCUUUCAGAGAAAACACGCAUCAUUUUCUUAAGUUGUCCCCCUGUCAAUGAGGCCAAGGUUCGUGGAAACACAAGUCAGAUUUUUAGCGAGCUAGUUAGAACAAAUGAGUUAUGCCAAAGCUACUCAGAAGCUUGUAUAAAGCUGUGCCAAGAAAUGGGUGUGAAGGUCAUAGAUCUUUUUACUGCACUUCAGAAAAGAGAUGAUUGGAUGGAUGCUUGCUUCAUAGAUGGGGUUCAUUUAUCAGCUGAAGGGAGCACGAUAGUUGUUAGGGAGAUACUAAAGGUGCUCAAGGAAGCUGACUGGGAGCCAUCUCUACACUGGAAGUCCAUUCCGACUGAAUUUCCAGAGGAUUCAUCAUAUGAUCUUGUUGCUGCUGAUGGAGUGACAACAUUAAACCCAUCGGAGUGGACUUACUACUGGGAGAAUCAGUGGGACUAGUUUGUCGAGAUGUGGUAGACCUCAUGCAGAGCUGUCUGCUAGAAAUUGAAGAAUGAAGAAGAUCUUGAAUAAGACAUUCAAAAAAACAAUCAAGGGAGAGAAGGAAGAGAACUUGAAACUUUUAUUAUUUUUUCUCGAUUUGUUCUUGUAAAGGUUACAUAUCAAUUUGGCAAUGUUAUAUGGAUCGAAUAUUGUGCCAAGUCGGCUCUAGCCUUUGCCAGGUGCGUGACUCCUCGAGUUCACGCUUGACUUCUUUCAAUGCACUAUUUUAUUGAACUCUUUUCAUUUA